Molecule: messenger RNA, 1488 nt
Organism: Humulus lupulus (European hop)
Lineage: Eukaryota; Viridiplantae; Streptophyta; Magnoliopsida; Rosales; Cannabaceae
Exons: 1
Coding region: 1-1347 (448 amino acids)
Source: RefSeq, a predicted model, not a curated record
AUGAACGACAUUAAAAUUCGAUUCAACUCAACUACCCUCGUUCAACCAGCGAGUCUCCACGAUGAUGAUACUAAUCACAGUGAGUUAAUCAGUGAACGACUAGAGUUGACUCCGAGCGAUCUUAGACUCCUCAAUCUUCGUCACAUCCAAAAGGGUCUUCUUUUUCAUCACAAGCCACCGCCCGAUGCCAACUUCGUCCCACACUUACAAGACACUUUGUCUCGUACGUUGGAUAUUCUCAAACCUCUCGCCGGCCGACUCGUCAAGAUCAAAAACUCCGACGACGAAACAACUUGCUUUCACGUUGACUGUAACGGAGCCGGAGCCCUUCUCGUUCACGCCGUCACUGACGGCGUCACGGUGGCUGAUAUUCUCGACCCAGUCAUUGUCCCGGAAGACAUCGUCUACUCUAUGUUUUUCUUGAAUGGCGUUUCGAACCACGAAGCCGCCGUUUCGAAUCUACCUUUGGUAGCUGUACAAGUAACUGAGCUCGUCGACGGUUUCUUCAUAGCUUGCAGUGUAAACCAUUCCGUCAUUGACGGCACGUCAUUCUGGAAGAUUUUCAACAUUUGGUCCGAAAUCUCACGCGACGGCAGCUACAACAACGUUAACGACAUCGUUUUGAGUUCAGAUCGUCGUAACUUCUUCCUUAAUCUCCCGAUCCGAGUUCCAUUCUUCCGUGAUGGUGUUCAUAAAGAAACCUUUUCAUCAUCAGUAGUUGAUCUACAACAAAGGAUGAUCCAUUUUUCCAAGAAAAGAAUCGUUGAGCUCAAGGCAAAAGCCAACGCGGAGAUGGGGUUCGCCAAUAACGAGAUCUCCUCCCUUCAAGCGCUCAUGGCUCAUCUUUGGAUAUCUGUGACACGUGGCAGGGAUCUGAACCCCGACGAAGAUGUUCGUUACAUGGUAGUGUUGGGGCUGAGGUCAAGACUCCAGCCGCCGCUGCCGGAAGGGUACCUGGGAAACGCGGUUCAAGGUAUGAUCGUACAGUGCAAAGUAGGGGAGCUAUUGGAUCGUGGAUUGGGCUGGGCGGCGGCUCAGAUUAAAGAAAAGAUUAGUUCGCUUACGGCGAUGGAAGCGAGAAAGCACUUGGAGGAUUGGGUCGAGAGCCCUACGUUAACAGACUUAAUGAAAUUACCACCAAACUCAUUGCUCAGUGGUAGUUCGCCUCGGUUUAAUGUUUAUGGUAAUGAUUUUGGUUGGGGAAGACCGGUGGCAGUUCGAAGUGGUCCGGGGAAUAAGAUUGACGGCAAGCUAACGCCGUUUCCCGGGGCUGAAGAAGGAACUAUUGACUUUGAAGUUUGUCUUUCGCCGGCUACAAUUAAACACUUGAUUGAGGCUAUGGCAUAAGAGUGAUGAAAAGUUCAUCUAUAUAUAUAUAUGAAGCAGCUAUAUAUAUAUAUAUAUAUAUGCCGACGCUAGCUUCUGUAACUGAUCACUAGGGCGGUAACAGUAUGCAGGGGCGGAGAUUCUAGAAAGAAUGGAUGUUGG